UAUGUUGUUCUGUGUGAGACGAGCUUAGAGCGCACUCAUCCACUCUCCUCAGAGCAACAUCUGUGCGCAUCUGUGCGUAAUCUGGCUCAUCAUUGAUUUACAAGAGGGAUUUAUUUUAUUCUGUAGUCUCUUUACUAUGGCGAGAUGGUCUUUUUUGUUUUUAUACUUCUUCCAAGGACUUCUUCCUCUCAUCUUUGGGCAGCAGCAGCGCACAGCUGGACCCUGGAGGCACCGAAUUCAGUGGGAGAACAACGGGCAGGUUUAUAGCUUAAUGAGCACUGGGAUGGAGUACCAGGCUCCAGUUCGGUCCAGGAGCCAGUCUAGGGUUUAUGUCACUAGCAGGAGGGAUGGCACCAGGAGCCAGAUGCCGGUUACGCAUAGAGGAGCGACGCUUAUGAGACCAGGACAGACUGAAUCUAGACAUUUCAGGACUGUUAAUGCUGCAGAGCCUGAACCAGUAGUUACAGGACACGAUGGUAGACCUUAUGUGUCCUCUAGUAGCCGUGUAUCACAGCAGCCUGAGCGCCCUUACUUAACAGGAGCUGCAGGUUAUCCAGGCGCACGGCGCGUAAACCCUGAACAAACCGUAUCCACGAACGCGUCUGCAGCAGGAAGUCUGACAGAUUUCCCAGGCAGGAGAGGUGGAAUCGGUGUGGAUGCUAGUGCUCUACACACCAGAGGAGGGGAUCCAGCUCCGCAAUCCGGUGUGCAAUACCAACAAUUACGCGCAGUGCCAGAGGCCUUAUCUGUCUCCAGACAGCACGCGCAGACGGAUCACUCAGUCCCAUCACAUCCUGCAGCUCAGGAGAGGGACUCCGCGGCUCCUGCUCCUUUCCCCCCGCAGGGUGAGGAUGCUACAAACGAGGCUGGUGGUAAUGGAGAGGACAUGGUUAACGAUGACCCUCGAAACCCGUUUAAAAACCACAGGAAUUCUGUUUUCUACAACAUGUAUCCACCAAGAGGGAGGUCAGGGGCCCGCCUUCCUCCUGGGCCAGGUUACGGAACGAGAUAUUUCCAAAAUGGUCUACCAGACCUGGUGCCGGACCCGUAUGCCAUCCAGGCAGGUGCUUACAUCCAGCGCAUGCAGAUGUACGCGCUCCGCUGUGCAGCUGAAGAAAACUGUCUGGCCAGGUCGGCGUAUGCACCCGGCGUCAGAGACAUCGACUUUAGAGUCCUGUUGCGGUUCCCCCAGAAGGUGAAGAAUCAGGGAACCACAGACUUCCUCCCCGUGAAGCCCAGAUAUCAGUGGGACUGGCACAGCUGUCACCAACAUUUUCACAGCAUGGACGCCUUCAGUAACUACGACCUGCUGGACACGGUCUCUGGACGGAAAGUUGCAGAGGGACAUAAGGCCAGUUUCUGCCUGGAGGACACCGGCUGUGACCCUGGAUUCAGACGCCGCUACGCCUGUACCUCUCAUACACAGGGAUUGAGCCCUGGCUGCCAUGACGUCUACGCUGCCAACAUCGACUGUCAGUGGAUCGACAUCACCGACGUUCCUCCAGGAAACUACAUCUUAAAGGUUACUGUCAAUCCAAACUUCCAUGUUCUGGAGUCAGAUUUUACCAACAACAUUGUGAGAUGUGACAUCACAUACACAGGAACCUACGUGCAGACACGCAACUGCAGAGUAACAAGGGGCUGAAGUUUUCUUUUUCAAGAAGUAUCUGCUGGACUUUUGCAGUAAACAUCUCUCCCUGUCCUGAGCAGCAACAUCGACUGUGCAAUGAACAAAAAGUGCAAUUGGUCAAGUGCCAGAUCAGUCUUUCGUUGCAUUUACUGGAAAUAAGUGCAAACAGUUAAACAAUUUUAUAUGAAAGACCCUCACUUAUACUUGACUUUAUAUCUUUACAAUGUGCCAAGUUUCAUACCAAAAGUAUCUUUUUUUUGCCUUAAGAAAUGCAAGUUUCGUGUUCAUAUUCAUUCAUUUCUUGUAUGCUGGUUAAUUGCUUGAAUCAUUUGUUGUUGCAUGUUUUUUGUUGUUUUGUAUCUGCUUUCUUUUACUAUGUGCACACCACUCUUCAUGUACAGUUUUAUUUUAAGGAUAAGAUGUUCUUUAUUUUUAUUAUGGUCAGCCACGUUCAUUAUGGGCCGAUCAGCAUUAAAACAUAUGACAUAGUCGGCAUGUAGCCUGGGAAAUAAACUACAUAACACAAGCUCAGCAGGCAGCCAUUACUGGUAGUCACUAUCAGUGGAGCCAGUUGGUAAAAUAAAGUCUUUUCAUAGUUGGUAAGGUGAAGAGCAAAAGGUCCUUUCCACUGAGAAAAGCUUCCAGUGUGGAUCUUCGCUCUUAAGACAUGUUGUCCCAUUCCAAUAAAGCUACAGCCAGCUGCAUCCAAGCUAAUGCUUCACCUGCCACCAUUGCUUACAGGCUUGCAGUUGCUUCAACUAAAGCACGCCCAGAACUACAGCCUUGUUCUUCUCAAAUAACUAAUAAGAUUUCUCUAGACUCUGAGUUGCUGCUUUACCACAGGUACACUAGGAAGGAUAUGUGGUGUCAUAUGAAAUCUGGUGGAAAAUCAUUUUUUCUUCAUCUGUGGCAUUGUGUUGCCUCUGUGACUCUCUGGCUGAUUGAUGGCCUGUGUCUUGUGCCACAGGAUCGGAUGUUAAUAUAGUGAAGAAAUUUUGAAGUUGAUCGGAUUCAUUCUUGUUCCUGUUGGGUUGAUCUGCUCGUUUUAAGUGCAUUGACAAGUUUUAGCAGUGCUGAAAAUAGCAUGUGCACGUAUCCUGAGUGUAACAGAGCAGAGUGGCGCUGUUGGUAUUCAUCAGAGCGGGACCAGAGCAUGUGCUGUGGAAAUGCAAAGAUUAUCAAAGUGGGAGCAAUUUGCAUGUUCACCUUGUUUGCAAGAAUAAAGUAUGAGGAAUUGGGAGAAGGAGGGGUGCACUCGAAAAAAACAUGUCUAAAACAUGUUUGAGCCUCAGAGUAAAACUUGAACAGUUUAAAGAACUGUAAACACAGAGCUGAGAACAACAAACCAAGUGAGUGAGCGUUAUAAUACAUCAGGUUUUUUCUUUAAGUAGGUUAUUUGACUAUAAUGAAAAUAAAGAACAUCACCAGACUCCUUUUACCACUUGUUAGUCACAUCUGCAAUGUUCUCACGUGUUUCAUGUUUUGUUGGAGUAUGUUUUCAUGAAUGUCUGCUUGUGUAUGACUGAGUGAAUGGAAAAUGCGGAAAAUUGUCUAAAUUGUCGUUUAAAACCGUAUUAUGUUCCGUAAGUAUGUCUGAUUCAAUGCAAUAAAGACGGU
Messenger RNA from Cheilinus undulatus (humphead wrasse), 3247 nucleotides. Its product is annotated as protein-lysine 6-oxidase-like. The transcript has 7 exons. The coding region runs from base 137 to 1645 and encodes 502 amino acids. Gene Ontology annotation, molecular function: protein-lysine 6-oxidase activity; copper ion binding. Lineage: Eukaryota; Metazoa; Chordata; Actinopteri; Labriformes; Labridae. Gene Ontology annotation, biological process: peptidyl-lysine oxidation. The record is from RefSeq and is a predicted model, not a curated record.